Suillus subaureus is the source of this 2532-nucleotide messenger RNA. RefSeq names its product CHAT domain-containing protein. Gene Ontology annotation, molecular function: protein binding. NCBI's taxonomy places the organism in Eukaryota, Fungi, Basidiomycota, Agaricomycetes, Boletales, Suillaceae. The coding region runs from base 146 to 2188 and encodes 680 amino acids. The record is from RefSeq and is a predicted model, not a curated record. The transcript is spliced from 5 exons.
UGACUACUUGAAUUUCUGCUCGCUCUUGAGCGCUGCCGAGGCAUUUGCAACUUGACGUCUUGUUCACUUUGUGCCGCUCAUUAUUUUGAUGCCCCCUAGGUUCUCUGCCGUCCUCGAUUAACUUUAUAUAUUUCACUACAAUAACAUGGCAGACAGUCUGAAGCGAUUCGAGCAAUGGGGGGCACUGUCUGACCUCGAUGAGGCCAUUGAGCACCAUCGAGCUGCACUCGCGCUCCGUCCCAAAGACCAUCCCGGUCGAUCCAUGUUUCUCAACAACCUUGCCAUCAGACUUCGUAGCAGAUUCGAACAACGGGGCGCACUGUUUGACCUCGAUGAGGUCAUUGAGCACCAUCGAGCUGCACUCGCGCUCCGUCCCAAAGACCAUCCCGGUCGAUCCAUGUUUCUCAACAACCUUGCCAUCAGACUUCGUAGCAGAUUCGAACAACGGGGCGCACUGUCUGACCUCGAUGAGGCCAUUGAGCUCGAUCGAGCUGCACUCGCGCUCUGUUUCCUUGGCCAUCCAUCUCUCUCAACCACCUUGCCGCCAGCCUCUAUGACAGAUUUGUGCAACGGGGCGCGCCGCCAUCCUGAUCGAUCUAUGUCUCUCAACAACCUUGCCAACAGCCUCCAAGCCAGAUUCGAACAACGGGGCGCACUUUCUGAUCUGGAGAAGGCCAUUGAGCUCCAUCGAGCUGCACUCGCGUUCCGUCCCCUUGGCCAUCCUGAUCGAUCCGUGUCUCUCAACAACCUUGCCAAAAGCCUUCGAGCCAGAUUCGAACAGCAGAGUGUAUCAUCAGACUUGGAGGAGGCCUUUGGGUUUUAUCUGCAACUCCAUGAAAUAUCACAUGCAGUCUCACGUAAGGAUCUUUCUACUGCGAAGUCAUGGGCCGCCUCUGCCGAGCAGCUGAACCACUACUCUGCAUUGGUUGCCUAUCAAACCGCAUUGGGGUUCCUUGAUCGGCACGUUGCUGCUUUAUCCUCUUUUUCCCGCCAUUUCGAUGUGAUCAGGGAGGCCACUUCAUCCAUUGCAAUGGACGCUUUAUCGUGUAGUGUUCGUCAUGGUACUCUCACCACUGCUGUGGAGCUGGUAGAACAAGGCCGUGCAGUAUUCUGGACCCAGCUGGCCCGCUUCCGCACACCGCUAGAUGAACUUUCUGCAUCAGGUGACACCGGUGAAGCCUUGGCAGAAGAAUUUAAGCAACUCAGCUUUCGCAUUUGUAAAGCGUUAGACGCACUAGAUGUAUCUCUUGAAGACCAGUUCUCGCAGAUCCGGGAACUCAUAAUUCAGUGGGAUGGUAUCAUCUCCCGCAUCCGCAUGCUACCCGACUUUGCCAGGUUUCUGCUGCCUCCGCUGUUCUCUGACCUGCAGAAGGCAGGAGAAGAUGGCCCAGUCGUUAUUGUCAACGCAAGUCGUUACAGCUGCGACGCCUUGAUUAUCUUGAGUUCCCAAGAUCCUGUACACGUGUCACUUGAUAUCACCCAAGCCGAGGUCUCUGAGUCGACCUCCGCAUUUCAGUUCCUCACAUCGCAUGCUGGCACCUCUGAUCACAAAACCGAAUUAUGCAAAAUUGUCAUGCUCAGGAAGUUCAUCCCUCGCGGCUCACGCAUUUGGUGGUGUCCUACCGCUGAGUUCACCCUGCUUCCUCUCCAUGCAGCUGGGCCUUACGAGCCGAAAAAUCAUAAUUUUUCUCACUUUUAUGUCUCCUCCUACACCCCAACUUUGGCCACCCUCAUUCGCGCAAGACGGCAGGGUUCUCGAGAUACCUCCGCUCAGCAUUUUGUUGCCAUCGGUCAAGCGAGCCCGGACGGAGCGAAGGGACUUUGGUGUGUUGCUGCUGAGUUAGGUAUCGUCGCUCAGCGUGUCGCACCCUUCUUGUCCUUUACAUCGCUUGCGGACAGUAAUGCAACAGUCCAGAGAGCGUUCGAUACAUUAAGCCAAAAACAGUGGCUUCACCUGGCCUGUCAUGGUAUGCCGAAUCGAGAAGAACCGUUUGAGUCUUCCUUCGCCAUGUACGACGGAUCUUUAAUGAUCAGGGACAUCAUACGAACUCGCUUGCAGGAUCCGGAGUUUGCAUUCUUGUCUGCUUGCCACACUACCGUGAGCGAUAAGAAGAGUCCGGAUGAAGCGAUUCAUCUUGCUGCAGCUAUGCAAUUCUCCGGAUUUCGCAGCGUGAUAGGUUCCAUGUAGACGACGAUGUUGCAGGCCAGAUCGUCUCUCUUUUUUACGACAACCUGGUUGACGAUUCAGGGAGAUUGGACUGCAAGCGUGCUGCAGGGGCGUUGCACAAGGCUGUGAAGACGUUGCGCAAGCAGAUUCCGUUUGAACAGCAGAUUGUAUCCAUUCACAUAGGCGUUUAGUUUGUUUGAGACCCGUUCAUCAUUUCCCACUUUUUAUUUGGUGUUUUCAGUGACUGAUAAUACCCUGUCGGCAUUAAAAUUUUGCAUUGGACUCUAACGCGCACAGAAUCUUUCCUGUGUACGUUGCGUGUAUCAUAAAUCCACUACCCUAGCUGUAGUUUUCUGAAAAGCGAC